Eptesicus fuscus (big brown bat) is the source of this 1125-nucleotide messenger RNA. It is a transcript of the gene GALR3, whose product is annotated as galanin receptor 3. Gene Ontology annotation, biological process: neuropeptide signaling pathway; adenylate cyclase-modulating G protein-coupled receptor signaling pathway; negative regulation of adenylate cyclase activity. Bases 1 to 1122 code for a protein of 373 amino acids. Gene Ontology annotation, molecular function: galanin receptor activity. The transcript has 2 exons. NCBI's taxonomy places the organism in Eukaryota, Metazoa, Chordata, Mammalia, Chiroptera, Vespertilionidae. The record is from RefSeq and is a predicted model, not a curated record. Gene Ontology annotation, cellular component: membrane.
AUGGCUGAUGCCCAGAACAGUUCGCUAGACAGCCCAGGGAGUGUGGGGGCUGUGGCAGUGCCUGUGGUCUUUGCCCUCAUCUUCCUGCUGGGCACGGUGGGCAACGGGCUGGUGCUGGCCGUGCUGCUGCAGCCCGGCCCCAAGGCCUGGCAGGAGCCGGGCAGCACCACGGAUCUGUUCAUUCUCAACCUGGCCGUGGCCGACCUCUGCUUCAUCCUGUGCUGCGUGCCCUUCCAGGCCGCCAUUUACACGCUGGACGCCUGGCUCUUUGGGGCCCUGGUCUGUAAGGCUGUGCACCUGCUCAUCUACCUCACCAUGUAUGCCAGCAGCUUCACGCUGGCCGCCGUCUCUGUGGACAGGUACCUGGCCGUGCGGCACCCGCUGCGCUCGCGGGCCCUGCGUACCCCGCGCAACGCGCGCGCCGCGGUGGGCCUGGUGUGGCUGCUGGCGGCGCUCUUCUCGGCGCCCUACCUCAGCUACUACGGCACCGUGCGCUACGGCGCGCUGGAGCUCUGCGUGCCCGCCUGGGAGGACGCGCGCCGCCGCGCCCUCGACGUGGCCACCUUCGCCGCCGGCUACCUGCUGCCCGUGGCCGUGGUGAGCCUGGCCUACGCGCGCACGCUGCGCUUCCUGUGGGCGGCCGUGGGCCCCGCGGGCGCGGCGGCGGCGGAGGCGCGGCGCAGGGCCACGGGCCGCGCGGGGCGCGCCAUGCUGGCGGUGGCGGCGCUGUACGCGCUCUGCUGGGGCCCGCACCACGCGCUCAUCCUCUGCUUCUGGUACGGCCGCUUCGCCUUCAGCCCGGCCACCUACGCCUGCCGCCUGGCCUCGCACUGCCUCGCCUACGCCAACUCCUGCCUCAACCCGCUGGUCUACGCGCUCGCCUCCCGCCACUUCCGCGCGCGCCUCCGCCGCCUGUGGCCCGGUGCCCGCCGCCGCCGCCGCCGCGCCUGCUGCCCCCCGGGCUCCCGCCGCGCCCUCCGUCGCGUCCGACCGGCGUCCUCGGGCCCUGUGGGCUGCCCCGGGGACGCCCGGCCUCGGGGGAGACUGCCGGCGGGUGGUGGCUGGGGCGGAGAGCCCGGGGAGGGGGCUGCACCAGCCCUGACUACCGCAGGACCCAAAUAAACC